Messenger RNA from Spea bombifrons (plains spadefoot toad), 1773 nucleotides. It is a transcript of the gene MKS1, whose product is annotated as MKS transition zone complex subunit 1. Gene Ontology annotation, cellular component: MKS complex. The coding region runs from base 41 to 1723 and encodes 560 amino acids. Gene Ontology annotation, biological process: cilium assembly. The transcript has 18 exons. The record is from RefSeq and is a predicted model, not a curated record. NCBI's taxonomy places the organism in Eukaryota, Metazoa, Chordata, Amphibia, Anura, Pelobatidae.
CGCUCUGGUUGCCUAGGUGUAGGGGACGCUCGGCCUCGCGAUGGCGGAAGAUUGGAACCUGGAUACAGGGGAGGCGGUGUACCGAUCCAGGGACCCUAUAAAGAAUUUGAGGAUACGGGUAACCCUGCAGCGGGUGACGCCGGUAAGUGCCCUGGUGCAAAAAGUGCAAGAAGAAGAAGAAGGUAUCGGCGGAGACCUGCCCCUCCGGAGCCUGAGUACUAAUCCUGCGGCUAGUGGACAUCGACCUGGCGAUGAUGAAGAAGUUGCUGUUGUUUCCUGGCAGGAGAAGCUCUUUAGCCAGUUUGAAUAUGAACUGUAUAAAAGUAAGGCUGCCUGUCAGAGUCCUCUGGAUAUGCAAUAUCAUCAAGAUGUGCUAUCUCUAGGCAGCAGCAAGCGGAAGAACAGACGUAUAUUCACCUACACGGACCACGACCGAUACACCAACCUAGAGGAGCAUAUUCAGUCAGUGACUACUUCUCAUCAAGAGGCUCCAACGUUUCUUGUGGAACGAAUGGCAAAUGUCCGACGGAGGCGGCAGGAUAAGAAACAAUUGGAUGGAGUGGGACUGAGGAAUCGUCUUGUCACAUGGAAGCCAUCAGAGGAGUUUAUUAGGAAUAAUCAUAUUAUUAACACUCCUGUGCAGACCAUGUACAUCAUGGCAGAUCUAUCUCCAAGUGGAACGCUUGGGUGCAAGGAGAAUGAACAUGUUCUGUGUACUAUACGUGUAGAUGGUAAUGGUGUCAUCACACUGAAACCUGACAUCACUGGCCUAAAAGGACCCUACAGGCUGGAGGUUGAGGGCCACAAGCGAGAACUAUGGAGAUACACAUUGCAGCACGUGUCUGAGUCUGUCCAGAAGGAUGAACAAGAGCGAGAACAGAACCUAUACAAGGAUUUGUACAGCCGACACAAGGAUUACCUGAACAGCCUGGUGGGCUCUGACUUUGAGAUGCCUCCAGCUGGUACUCUACGUCUCUACGUUAAUGGGGAGAUUGUAUCUGCGCAGGAGUAUGACUAUGAUAAUCUCUAUGUCCACUUCUUUAUGGAGCUACCUAAAUAUUGGUCCAGUCCAGGUUUCCAGGAGCUUUCAGGAGUGACCCAAAGCUGCAAAACCAAAGCAUGUGGAAGGGAGAACGUUGCAUACUUUUCCUAUCCCUUCAGCUUUGAAGUCUUCUUGUCUGAAGAGGUAGCAUCAGAGGAUAUCCCACAGUUGCCGGUUCUGUACUUUGAGGUCCUGUCUCUGGAUUUUUGGCAGAGGUACAGAGUGGAAGGGUACGGGUCAGUUGUCUUGCCGGAUACACCAGGAAUGCACACUUGCACCGCUCGGACGUGGCGGCCCGUGGAGAUUGGAACAGUGUCUGAGCUUCGGAGAUUUUUCAUAGGAGGAUCGCCAGAACUCGAGGACAUGACCUACAUCAGGAUCCCAGGAACAUUCCAGGGGGAUCGCCUCAGUCGCAUCGGCUUCAGGACAGAGACAACGGGGACAGUGACGUUUAGAUUUCAUUGUAUACAUCAGUCACGAUCCUUCCUUGACAGCAGCUCCCUGAGGAAAAGAAUGCAAAGUGUCUUGGAUCGUUUGGGAAGCUCCAGCCAGCAAAGUACCAUUCUCAAUGUCCUCGAUGCCUUCCAGAGAGCACAGACGCGCAUGCGCCUGGCUAGGGCUGGACUUCCUCAGGAUAUUCUGAACACCUCCAGGGCAUCACAGCAUCAGUCCCAAGCUUGAAGACACUCGGACAAUUACUAUGAUGCACGGGAGAGAAAGACACAGCCGCU